AUGGAGUUUAACUCUGGCGGCUACGGAGGUGCAGGAUGCGGUGGGAAUGACUUGGAGCUAUUGUGUAAGACGUUACAAGUGGAGCAUAAGCUGUUUUACUUUAAUCUCAAGGAGAAUCCACGCAGUCGUUACCUGAAGAUAUCAGAGAAGACGUCGGGGACAAGGUCAACCGUAAUCGUACCUUUCAAUGGAAUCUCUUGGUUCUUUGAUAACACCAACUACUACGUCACUUCUGAUGACCAAGAUAUUUCUAGCAAGGAAGUCCAGUUUGAUAGCAAGGUGUUUUACUUUGACAUUGAGGAAAACAGGAGGGGUCGGUUUCUCAAAGUAUCCGGAGCAUCCGUUAGUAGAAACAGGAGUACUAUCAUUGUCCCAGCUGAAAGCACUAGAGAUGAAGGGUGGUGUGCAUUCAGGAACAUCUUGGAAGAAACAAAUGAAGAAUCUAAGCUUUUUGUUCUUCCCAUUCAGGAAAACGGGACAAUCAAUAAAGGUGCAGAGGAAGGGGCAAAUCAGUCAAUUCAUCAAGGUCAUAAGAGUAAAAAGACAUCUGUUGAAACUGAUAAGAAGCAAUCUGAAGUGACUUCAUGUACAUCUAGUAGUAUGAUGGAGGGCCAAGUGCCAAAGGUUGUUCCUGUUGAGUCAAGUAAGAUCCCAGAUGUUGCCUUAGGUUCUUCUGAAAGUGGACAUGUUCCAAUCUUGUUGACUUCCAAGAACACACCUGCAUCAAAGAGACCAUCAGUAUCACCUUCACCAGCUGUAUUGAAGCAUGAAUUCUUAGCAAAAGGGAUUUGA
Lactuca sativa (garden lettuce) is the source of this 792-nucleotide messenger RNA. RefSeq names its product transcription factor Pur-alpha 1. The record is from RefSeq and is a predicted model, not a curated record. Lineage: Eukaryota; Viridiplantae; Streptophyta; Magnoliopsida; Asterales; Asteraceae. Gene Ontology annotation, molecular function: DNA-binding transcription factor activity, RNA polymerase II-specific; RNA polymerase II transcription regulatory region sequence-specific DNA binding; purine-rich negative regulatory element binding. Gene Ontology annotation, cellular component: nucleus. Gene Ontology annotation, biological process: regulation of transcription by RNA polymerase II.